GUCUUCCCAAGGACCUGCCAGCAUGGUCUCGCUCAAAAGUGGCUGACUCAAUCAUUGCCGGUCAGACUAUAGUUAUUUAUCAUGACCUUGUUCUGCGGAUCACUCCCUCCUGGCUUGAUGCGCAUCCUGGCGGAAUGUUGGCUAUUCUACAUUAUGUAGGAAGAGACGCCACGGACGAAAUUGAAGCAUACCAUGAUGAAACAACUCUCAGACGCGUCAUUGGUUUCGCUGUUGGUCGCGUCGAGAUUGGCGACACCGGAUGGGAACCCUUCAUUCCUCCUGUCCAGACUGGCUGGGUUCGAAGACAAGUUGACUCUAACCCCCAUAACCAUUCACGUUCAGAGAUCUUGCUUGUUAAAAAGCAGCCCAAAUGCGGUGACAAUGGAAAUGCAUGCGGGCCGGGCCUCUCUACAAUUACGCCUCCCCCCAGUAGUCUUUCAUUGAUUGAACAGACACAGCAUGCUCGUGCAUAUCGGGAGUUACAUCGGGGGAUUCUGAAGGCGGGGUUAUACCAAACUCCAUAUUUAGCCGGAUACGGUCCCGAAUUCGCUCGUUACUUUUCCCUGGCACUGCUGUCUUGCUUUUUUUAUUCGCGGGGGUGGUUUGUUUGCAGUGCUCUGUUCCUGGGAUUACUUUGGCACCAACUCACAUUCAUUGCGCAUGAUCUGGGACACAUGGGUGUAACGCAUAAUUGGGUUUUGGAUAGGUUAGCUGGGAUAAUCAUAGCUGGAUGUUGUGGUGGUCUUAGCAUUGGGUGGUGGGUUGAUAACCACAAUAUACACCAUCUGGUCACGAACCACCCGACUCAUGACCCUGACAUUCAGCAUAUUCCUUUCUUUGCAAUCAGUCCCGCCUUCUUUCGAUCACUGUACUCAUCUUAUUAUGAAAGGAUCAUGUCCAUCGAUGCUGUAUCGCGAUUCCUCCUCCCCAUUCAACACCGACUAUAUUACAUCGUGCUUUCUCUGGCACGUUUUAACUUAUACGCGAAUUCAUAUUGGUUUCUGUGGAAGCAGGGUUUCAAGCUCCACAAACGUCUAUGGACGUGGUGGGCCGAAAUUGCCGCUAUAGUUUCGUACUGGACAUGGUAUUGUGCCGCCGUGAAAGGUUGCGGUCACUGGAAAUCGGGGCUAGCCUUCGUUCUCGUUAGUCAUGUCGUUGCCAGUCCAGUUCAUGUUCAAAUUGUUCUCUCGCACUUUUCCCGUUCAACUGCGGACCUAGGGCCAACUGAAUCAUUUGUCGACCGACAAUUACGGACAACUUCCGACGUGAUAUGCUCGCCCUCUGUCGAGUUUAUUCAUGGCGGUCUCCAUCUACAAGUGACACAUCAUCUUUUCCCCCGUCUUCCUCGCCAUAAUCUCCGCCAAGCAAGCAUUAUGGUGAAAGAAUUCGCCAAAGAGCAGGGCCUGGAUUAUGCUGAGUUUAAAUGGGUGGAGGGGAAUCGGGAGGUGCUUGGGGUGCUUGAAAGCGUUGCGGAGCAAGCAAAGAUAUUUAGUAUCGUGGCGAAGAGCGAGGUUCAAAGCAAGAUGAAUGGGGGUGUCUUGAAGGUCGAUAGUAUCGAUGACAGGGUUCAUCCCGAUCCCAGCGUGGGUUGAAGGUGCUCAAGAAUUAAUAUUGAAGAUGGUCGCAAUCUACAUACGGACAACAGGUUGUGCGAACAGAGAAAGGCAACGGCCUUGAGCACAGACCCAAACGCCUAACAAUAUGACGUAGUGAUCAUCGGAAUACUUGGACUGAAAUGGCCUCUGAUGCCGAAGGGUCGAAA
Molecule: messenger RNA, 1762 nt
Organism: Cantharellus anzutake
Lineage: Eukaryota; Fungi; Basidiomycota; Agaricomycetes; Cantharellales; Hydnaceae
Product: fatty acid/sphingolipid desaturase
Exons: 5
Coding region: 135-1592 (485 amino acids)
Biological process (GO): lipid metabolic process
Cellular component (GO): membrane
Molecular function (GO): oxidoreductase activity, acting on paired donors, with oxidation of a pair of donors resulting in the reduction of molecular oxygen to two molecules of water
Source: RefSeq, a predicted model, not a curated record